Molecule: messenger RNA, 387 nt
Organism: Puccinia graminis f. sp. tritici CRL 75-36-700-3
Lineage: Eukaryota; Fungi; Basidiomycota; Pucciniomycetes; Pucciniales; Pucciniaceae
Exons: 2
Coding region: 1-387 (128 amino acids)
Source: RefSeq, a predicted model, not a curated record
AUGUUACCUUCGACGGGGUUCUCGUUUCGAGACCCCCGACAGAUUCUCAGCAGUGAGCAUGCCGAGACCUUUCCAGCGGUGAGCUGGCAACGGGGUUGCAGUGUCCGAUGUUUGCGAGGAACAUUCGACUCGAUUGACGAAGGCCAAUUGUGGAGCAUGGGGACAGGGGAAAUGUGGCCUCGGGCUUCGGAUACCAAAGCCAAUGAAGCUGAUAACCCAGGCGCUCGGAGCGACCAUGGCAGCGGAACAGGAGCUUGCAUGCCGAGGCCAGACCUGAUUGAUCACCUGGGUAGUAGGGACGUAGUCGGCAAUAGUUGUGCGGAGUCAGAUACAUAUCUGAAAUGGUUGAAUCAGUUGAUGCAGGGGGAUGGCAAUGGUAUUAUCUAA